Messenger RNA from Chaetura pelagica (chimney swift), 954 nucleotides. RefSeq names its product organic solute carrier partner 1 (gene OSCP1). Gene Ontology annotation, biological process: transport. The annotation marks the transcript as partial. Gene Ontology annotation, cellular component: plasma membrane; cytoplasm. The record is from RefSeq and is a predicted model, not a curated record. Lineage: Eukaryota; Metazoa; Chordata; Aves; Apodiformes; Apodidae. The transcript has 9 exons.
AUGCUUCGUGUAGAUGAAUGGACAGAUGGGGACAGGAAACGAGUUAUGAAUGACAUCAUCACAACCAUGUUCAAUAAAAAAUUCAUGGAAGAGCUGUUUAAACCACAGGAACUCUAUUCCAAGAAGGCCCUGCGGACGCUGUACGACCGGCUGGCUCACGCCUCCAUCAUGAGACUGAACCAGGCCAGCAUGGACAAGCUGUACGACCUCAUGACCAUGGCUUUCAAAUACCAAGUGCUGCUGUGCCCUCGGCCCAGGGACAUCCUGCUGGUCACCUUCAACCACCUGGACACCAUCAAGGAUUUCGUGCACGAUGCUCCUGGCAUCCUGAACCAGGUGGAUGAAACUGCCCGACAGCUGAUUGAAACUUACAGCCCACUUUCUGCUGGUGAAUUUCAGCUCAUCAGGCAAACACUCCUCAUUUUUUUUCAGGACAUGCACAUAAGGGUCUCCAUCUUUCUGAAGGAUAAAGUGCAGAACUCUAAUGGUCGUUUUGUGCUGCCAAUAUCAGGCCCUGUUCCGUGGGGCACCGAAGUUCCAGGGCUCAUCAGGAUAUUUAAUCACAAUGGAGAUGAAAUUAAAAGAACUGAAUUCACCACUGAAGGAAAUUAUUUUAUUCCACAAAGGGAAGGAUCUUUUGAUCUUUAUGGAGACAGAGUCCUCAAACUUGGAACAAAUAUGUACAGUGUUAGUCGGCCUGUAGAGACACAUGUAUCAGGAUCAUCCAAAAACCUGGCAUCCCAGGCUAAGGAGAACGUAGCCCCUAACCCCCUGGCUAAAGAAGAACUGAACUUUCUGGCCAGGCUGCUGGGAGGUGUGGAUGUGAAGAAACCUGCUGGGAGCGAGACAGGAUUUCGACUGAAUUUGUUCACAACUGACGAGGAGGAGGAACGUGCUGCCCUGACCAGACCAGAGGAGGCAUCGUACAAGGUUGUCAACAUAGAAGCCAGGCAG